GAUUAGUAGUAACUAGAAAGCUCUCUACAACUUUGCAGUAUCCUUCAAGUUACUGUUAAUUUCGUUUCCUACUGAAUGACAUAUAUGACUACCACUCAAUAUAUAUAAAGCAUCAAUACCUAACAUUAAGAAGAAUUUGUCUCUCUCAAUCCAUGCGCAAAUGGAGAAGGAGAGGACCAAGGAUAUAGAAUUAAUGGAAGAAAGUGGUGGAAAAGAGGAAACCCUACCACCGGGAUUUCGAUUUCAUCCUACAGAUGAAGAACUCAUCACUUGCUAUCUCAUAAACAAGAUAUCAGAUUCUAGUUUUACAGGCAAAGCAAUAACUGAUAUAGAUCUCAACAAAUCUGAACCAUGGGAGCUACCAGGGAAGGCAAAGAUGGGAGAAAAGGAAUGGUACUUUUUCAAUAUGAGAGAUCGUAAAUAUCCAACCGGUGUGAGAACGAAUCGAGCAACAAACACCGGAUACUGGAAGACCACAGGGAAAGACAGAGAAAUCUUCGACAGUGUUACAUCGGAGUUGGUUGGAAUGAAGAAGACAUUGGUCUUUUACAAAGGCAGAGCUCCUCGAGGAGAGAAAAGUAAUUGGGUCAUGCAUGAAUACCGUAUUCACUCUAAAUCCACCUUUAGAACAAACAAGCAGGAUGAAUGGGUGAUUUGUCGGAUUUUCAAGAAGAGUGGCAGUGGAAAAAAGUACCCUUGUAAUUCUAGUUCCAACAACAAUACAAGAGCAGGAUUGAAUCCUUAUAGCAUGCAUGAAAUAGGUCCUAAUAACAUAAAUCUGAUAUCGAUGCCACCACCACCAAUGAUGCAGUAUCUGCAUGAAGAUUUUCCUUCUGCUCCUCGUAAUUUCCUUUACGGACGGAAUCAGCAUAAUAAUAAUUACAUCAACUGUAGUACUACCGCACCAAUGAUGCAAUAUUCCCAGUUGAACUACCCUGCAUCUUCAGCAACAGUAGGAGAAGGAUUCAGCAUUUCAGGGCUUAAUUUGAACCUUGGAUCGGGCGGAGGAGGAGGAGCUACCACAACAACACAAACCACUUUGCGGCCAAUGCAACAUUCCCCACAUUUUGCUCAUGCAACAAUGAAUAGUUAUGUUGAUGCAGAUCAGAAUAUUAUUAAUAAUAUUGGAGUACUAGAAACCAUGAGCAACAGCAAUAAUGACUCAAAUGGUAAUAGGUACAUGGGAAUGGAGAACUGCAUUAAUGGUCUAGAUACUUACUGGCCUAAUUCCUACUAAAUUAAUUAUCGUUAGGAGACCGGUGAUUGGUUAGACUUGAAUAUGAAUAAAUAAUUAAAUAGUAGUUAUCUAUAA
Messenger RNA from Medicago truncatula (barrel medic), 1312 nucleotides. RefSeq names its product protein CUP-SHAPED COTYLEDON 3. Lineage: Eukaryota; Viridiplantae; Streptophyta; Magnoliopsida; Fabales; Fabaceae. The record is from RefSeq and is a predicted model, not a curated record. The transcript has 4 exons. Gene Ontology annotation, molecular function: DNA binding. Bases 161 to 1237 code for a protein of 358 amino acids. Gene Ontology annotation, biological process: regulation of DNA-templated transcription.